Molecule: messenger RNA, 1922 nt
Organism: Dinoponera quadriceps
Lineage: Eukaryota; Metazoa; Arthropoda; Insecta; Hymenoptera; Formicidae
Gene: Kyat
Product: kynurenine--oxoglutarate transaminase 3
Exons: 8
Coding region: 356-1732 (458 amino acids)
Biological process (GO): biosynthetic process
Cellular component (GO): mitochondrion; cytoplasm
Molecular function (GO): L-kynurenine:2-oxoglutarate transaminase activity; pyridoxal phosphate binding
Source: RefSeq, a predicted model, not a curated record
UAAUUUCUCAGAACGACGUUUGCUCCGAAGAAAGGGACUGUCGUAAAAUGUGUUCCAUGUGUUUUAUGUUAAGAUAAGAUAAUAUUUUAUUGUUACAAUAAAAUGGCACGCAACAAAAUCACGUGAGUCGAUAUGAAAAUAUAAAAAAUGAUGACGAAUCGAAGUAUAAAUCAUAUUCACUUGAUGGCCCACGUAAAAUGAAAUAAGGCUGUCGUGAACGUUCACGAGAGAAAUAGAACGUGCUUCAAAUCGAAGGUGAACUACUAAAAUGUGAAAGUAGUUAGCCUUUGCCAAUCGUUCUUUGUCCUGUUUCACUCGGCUCGGUUUUAAUCGACUCAGAGCAAGCGAAUAUACCAUGAGAGGCGCCACGUUUUUCUUCGUGCUCACGAUGUUAACGAGAGCCUAUUUUCUGGCAACAGCAAGUAAGGUCACAUCAUUUAAUACACUGAGAAACAUCAGAAAUAUCUCUGAGAUGUCAAAGUUUGAUCUUCCUGCGCGUCUGAAAGGCAGUGAGAAGUCUGUAUGGGUGGAAUAUAUUCAGCUCGCGCUGCAGUACAAACCAUUGAAUUUAGGCCAGGGGUUUCCUGAUUAUUAUGCGCCCAAAAAUGUGACUAAUGCCUUGGCUGCUACUGCAAACAGCGAUAAUCCGCUUUUGCAGCAAUAUACUAGAGGAUUUGGUCAUCCAAGAUUAGUGAAUGCAAUUGCAAAACUCUAUUCCAAAGUCAUCAACCGUGACUUAAAUCCAAACCAGGAGGUAUUAGUUACCGCUGGUGCUUAUGAAGCAUUAUUUGUCACUCUGAAUGGCCACACAAAUCCUGGAGAUGAGUGGAUCGUCAUCGAACCCUUCUUCGACUGUUAUGUGCCCAUGAUACGAUCAGCUGGUGGAAUUCCUAGAUUCAUAGCACUGAAACCGAGAUCCACAACGGGCACAAUCAGCUCUAGCGACUGGAUAUUCGACAGGCAGGAGAUGGAAAGUCUCUUCAACGAGAAAACCAAAGGUAUUAUCAUCAACACGCCGCACAAUCCGGUAGGAAAGGUGUUCACUUUGGACGAGUUACAGUUUAUCGCUGAUCUCGCCAAGAAAUGGAACACUCUCGUAGUGUCGGAUGAAGUUUACGAGUGGAUCAUCUACGAGCCAUAUCGUCAUAUAAGAAUAGCGACGUUACCGGGUAUGUUCGAACGUACAAUUACGAUUGGGUCAGCGGGCAAGUCGUUCAGUGUAACGGGUUGGAAGAUAGGCUGGGCAUAUGGGCCUGCGAAUUUAAUGUUCAAUCUGCAGGUGAUGCAUCAGAACACCGUAUAUACCUGCACCACUCCAAUUCAGGAAGCGGUUGCUAUCAGCUUCGAGCUAGAGUUGGAACGUUUCGGCCAGCCAGAAUGCUACUUCAACAGUCUGGCGAAAGAACUGAUGCCAAAGCGAGACUACAUGGCGAAGUUCUUGUCGGAAGUUGGCAUGGUGCCGACGAUACCCGAAGGCGGAUAUUUCAUGAUUGCCAAUUGGACAUCGUUGGAGAACAAGACGAAGCUGAACGAAGAGACGGACGAGUACAAGGACUACAAGUUCACCAAGUGGAUGAUUAAGAACGUCGGCCUGCAAGGUAUACCACCCUCGGCGUUUUACGGUCCCGAGCACAGACAUCUGGGCGAAGACUACGUGCGAUAUUGUUUUAUCAAGAAAGACGAAAACUUGAAGGCCGCUGGCGAUAUCUUGAAGAAAUGGGCAUCUAAAUAAUUUAUUUUGUAUAUACAUAUAUAUACAAUGUACAUAUAUUAUGUAUAUUCUCGAACGCGGAUGAUUUUCCGCAUUAGUUAAAUCGGUCAAUUUGUUUACAUUGUCUCUAUCACGACGAAGGUGUAAAACAAGACACGCAAUUUUUACAUAUAUUUGUAUCUCUGUGAAUAUAUUAUAGACGGUUCUGUUA